This is a messenger RNA of Toxotes jaculatrix (banded archerfish), 1412 nucleotides long. RefSeq lists its product as uncharacterized. NCBI's taxonomy places the organism in Eukaryota, Metazoa, Chordata, Actinopteri, Toxotidae. The transcript has 2 exons. The record is from RefSeq and is a predicted model, not a curated record. Bases 150 to 1220 code for a protein of 356 amino acids.
GGUAGGGUAUUGCCCACAAAAAUACAGCAAGCCCUGUGCAGUGAGCGGUCCUGUCCACGCAGUGAGCAUCACUUUCAGAGCUUCGAGCUGAUACACAGCGUCUGGCUGGUGGAUACAAGACAGGAGACAAGCAAAUCAAGACGGCAAAAAUGUUUAAUCAAACUGGGGACCAGUUGACUACUGAGAUGACCUCACCCUCACCUCCAUUUUCUAACAGCUAUGCUACCACAGACAACAACACUAUCAUGGACUCCUCCACCUCCUCUGUGUCAGACCAAAUUGCAGCUAACACAAUCAUCUCCAAUGCAAACUCCGUUUACAGUUUCUUCGCAGGUCUGGGUUUCCUGGCGGGCUGCUUCCUGCUCUAUAGCUUCAUCCAUACCUACAGAGCCCAGAGACGGCUGGCCUGGCUCGACUGUCUGCUCUGGGCCUUUUGUGGCUUCCAGCUGCUACUCCUGUUCCUCUCUCUCCAUGCUGUGGCCUACAGACCUAAGUACCUGAUGACCACAGCUCUGGGCUGUGCUGCUCUCUCCUUCAUCAUCAACACAGCCUCUCUGUGCGGCCUGUUUAUAUUAGUGCUCAUGGCUUAUGUGCUAACCUUUGAUCCGCCAUCCCACGCCCUGCUGCGGAAGCCUGUUGUCUGUGCGCCUCUGGUGAUCCUGACUUCUUUCGUCAUCUCUCUGCUGCUGGCUGGGAUUCGUGAACCCAGCCAUGAUCUGCAGGAAACAGUUACCUGUUUUAUGGAUCCAGCCCAAGCUGGUGUUUCAUAUGCAGCAGCUAAACUGUGCCUGGUUUUUCUGAUUCCCUACAUCCUCCAAUUGGGACUUCUGAUAGGUGGCUGUGUCCGGCAGUGGAAAUCUAAAGGACGUUUCCUGUCCGGCUCUGAGGAGGGUCCUGUGUUCGUGACAGUCACUGUGGUCAUUUUUCUCUGUCUGCUGUUCUACAGCGUGGCUCUGGUGAGAGGAGCACAACUACAUGCGGCGGGGAAGAUGAGCUAUCGUGAGCAAGCGUUUCUGAGCACGGCUGAGUUUGUACUGUUCUCAGGGAGCAGUGCCAGCCUGCUGCUUGUGCUGUUCAUGCACAGGCUGUGUCGAGAGAGUCUCCAAGGAGUGUUUAGGCAGCUGAGGGGCUGCUGUCGAAGCCGAGGGCGCACACAGCCCAACAGAAACAUCACACCACACAUCGAGAUCACAGACACCCUGCAGGACACGGAGUCAUAGAGGACAAAAACCAUCCGAUAUGAAGGCAGAACUCUUCUGAUGCAUCAAAGACUUUUGAGAUCUGUUGUAUUGGUCAUUUUGUUCAUGCUUUUGCUGUUUGUUUUUAUCUUAAUUGACUGUGUAAAUGUUUUUGUAUACAUGCAUCCUCCCUUUUAAGGACCUGAAAGUUUGUAAAACUUUUUUUUUUUAAAG